UGGGAAAAGUACAUCAACCGUAAAUUUUAUUGGUGCUUAUAAUAUUCUGAACUGCGAAACAGCUGGUUAUAUUGAUAUUGUGAUGUGUUAUAGCGAAUAUUUCAGACAGCAUCUUGGGUCUUCAAGAAAGCGAUCUCUACAUUUACACAGAUAUUAAACAGAGAGUAAAUUACAAGUUUUGCCGCACAUAAAUUUUCUAUGAAUAUUAUUCAACUUGUAUCGUUCCGAUCACAAUAACACCAGCAUAUAACAAAUUAUUUAGAUUUCGUUAUUGGGGAAUGCCCGUCUUCAUUCAUCUUUAUCCACGAAAAACCUAAACAGCGGCAAUAAAUAAAACGAAGCAAAAUGUAGCAGAAUGAACUUCAGCAGGAAGUUUGAGUUCCGCGGUGCCAAUGCUUGAGAUUCUUUUUCAAAUUUCAAAUUGGUAUUUGAAGUGAAUUUUCUAAAACAAAAGGCUCUACAUAUAAUGAAAUACGGCAAUAAUGUUGCUGCGCCGAUCCAGAAUAUUCCGCAUACUUCUCCUCUUGCUAACCAUCUCUUCAAUUUACAUUCUUCUUCAAGUAAUUUCUACGAAGGAACGACUUCCACGGCAAGAGAUUGAAAUGCGUAAAAUGAGGAAUAAUGCCAGAGAUAACAAUAUCACGAUCGACGAAAAUAUACAUAAGAACAAAACUGAUAGUUCAUUAGUACGUGUUUUAUCAUUAACAUUCAAUAGUGGUUUACAGUCAAAACGAAAUGAGGUUCUGAAAGUUCAAGAUUCACUUAGGAACAGCUCCUCAUUGUCGUUGUUGCCUGAAAAGCUGCCUUAUUACACACAUCACAUAAUUAACCCUUCUUUGUUAUGUGUACCUGAUGAUUUUAUGAUUGUUUAUAUUCACUCAGCACCAGAGAACUCUAAGCGACGAAUGGCUAUACGGCAAACAUGGGGCGACAAGAAAGUGUUGGGUAAAUUUAAAACCAAGUUACUAUUUGUGAUGGGUGUCGUCAACAACCGUCAUGUUAUGGAUAUGGUCAAAAUAGAAUCUGCCCGUUACAAUGACAUAUUACAGACUGAAUUCAACGACACGUAUCGGAACUUAAAUUCCAAAGCAAUGGCAGCGUUGCGCUGGAUUGCAACAAACUGCCACAAUAUCUCAUAUAUAAUGAAAACAGAUGAUGAUAUAUUAGUCGACAUUUUUCAAGUGGUAAAACAUUUGAGAUAUCUACAACAGUACGAAUACGCUCGGCAAAAUUUUAUAUUGUGUAAUGUAUGGGAAGGAAUGCCAGUCCUCAGAAACAAAAAGAGUAAGUGGUAUGUUUCAACUGAAGAAUAUCCUAAUAGCACUUUCGAAGUUUAUUGCUCGGGAUCUGCUUAUAUCUUGAGCCCUGACAUGCCUGUCCGUUUACUCAAAAUUUCGUUAAAAGUUCCGCGUCUUUGGGUCGAUGAUGUUUAUGUAACUGGUAUGCUAGUCAAUGCAUUAGGUAUAAAACAUACCAACUAUGAUUCGGCCUAUAUAUUUGGUGUUAGUAAUUCCUUGCAUGAGAUUUCGAAGGACAUCAAAAGAAAGAUUGCUAUUUACCAUGUACCUCAAACCGAAAUUAUGUACAAACUGUGGAACAAAUUAAAUGAACGCAUGAAUCACCCCGUUGCAACGAGAAAAGUUUUGAAAUAACGAAACUUCUGCAUUCCGUUGAAAACUUUAUUUUUUAUAGACCAAGUGAGACACAAUUAUUAAUACACAAGAUUAGUACCAAUUUCAGGAACAAUACAUGAAAUUUAGUGGCAGGCUGUUAGUUGAUAAUAUCGAUCCCAAGUCUUCAUGUUUAAUUAUUUGAAUAGAUCCUCAAGAGAUGUGCAAGCAAAUCAGAUCAUGGGAGAAUUUGAACACAGAGCGUAAUGUCAGUAGAAAUACUGCAUAGCGUAUUUGCAUCACGAGCAAAUGAUUUUGCAUGCUCACCGAGUAUACGUAAAGAUUAUUAAUAAAAGUUUGAAUAUAAUAAUGAGGAAAGAGGGUGUUAAAACAGUGUGAAAAGAAGUAAGAUAAUUGAUAAGCAUAAUUUACGAAUUUACAUUGUAUUGGUUGAUGAAAUUCUACAUGGUUUUUCCUAAAUAAGAUUUUAUACGUUAUAGUAUUAUUAAUUAUGCUUGUCAUUAGAUGGAUGCAAAUACAUACAUACACACAUACAUACAUACAUUCAUGCAUAUAUACAUACAUACAUACAUACAUACAUACAUACAUACAUAUAUAUA
Messenger RNA from Octopus sinensis (East Asian common octopus), 2230 nucleotides. Its product is annotated as beta-1,3-galactosyltransferase 1-like. Gene Ontology annotation, molecular function: hexosyltransferase activity. NCBI's taxonomy places the organism in Eukaryota, Metazoa, Mollusca, Cephalopoda, Octopoda, Octopodidae. Bases 483 to 1652 code for a protein of 389 amino acids. Gene Ontology annotation, cellular component: membrane. The record is from RefSeq and is a predicted model, not a curated record. The transcript is spliced from 2 exons.